UUUAGUUUGCGAACUGGAUGUGUGUGUAUAGAUGUCAUUCGUGGUCAUACAAGAUUUGCGUGUGCUUCUCAAAUCUUGAAAAAGAAACAAAGGAUUUGAGUUGGCAACCAGUGAAUGGCGGACAUUUCUAGACAUUUCUCUUGAUCUUUAAACUAUGUAAUCUAUUGUUCUUCAAAUACGAGAUAUCAAUUUUCAAAAUAGAAAUUUAAAUAGAAAUAAACAUGACUAACGCAAAUGUUAUGUCAGAUUCACAAGAGUCUGCAUUGAUGGAUGAUGAAACGUACAAGGCUAUAGAACAGCAGCUAGGAGGCACCCUGCCACUAGAAACAAUAAACGAGGAACUGCUGCUCCCAGAAGAAAAAGUUGACACGUACAAUAAAGUUUUGCAAUAUACUACAUUAGAAUCUGUGGGAAAAUGCAAAAUAUUGAAAGAGGAAGAGGAAGAUACAUAUUUUCCAGCACCAGAGCUAUUCUCUACGAUGCUUACUGACGAUAUUUUCACUGGACAAUUGAAUUUUCAAUGCAGUUUAGGAACUGGUGGUACUGGUCAGGAUUGGUUGUACUCUGAGACACUGGAGAAAGUCUUUAUCAAAAUGGAGAAAGUUUUACCUAUGCGGUUUACAUGGGAACCACCAAUGUCAGGAACAUUAAUCCGAUUGUGAGUGGAAUGAUAUGAUCUUCGAAUUUGUUUCUAUCGCCUUUAAACAGAGGAGUUGAUCACAAAGACUUAAAAGAUUGUUCACACACAAAUGCAAAGAGAAAUUACUUGCUACAUUGGAAAAGCAAAAGCAUUACAAAAGUAUACCUGAAAGAAGAAUAUGUUACUUCCGUGAUGAAAUAUAUAAAAAGCAUCGUGUCCAAAAGGAAGCGGUAGCGGGAUCCUUGCACUUCCGGAAUAGAAAUGAAUCUGUGGUAGCGGAUGUGUCCUGAUGUGCUCCAGUAACGAGUCAGCCGUCACUAGUUCUCUGCAAGAUUGCGAAAGGGGACAUGUUAAUUGUACACAAGACAUAGAAUCCGUGGAGCCACCCCAAAUUGGCGUUUGCGGCAAACUCAACGACUGUCGACUGUCUGUGUUCGUCGCUGAUGAUUCUUCAAUUCGAGAAGACGAAUCAUUGAUGCAAACUUCGCUAUCCCUCGAUAACUCGCCGGUACUGGCUGAUUUGGUACGAUCGUUCAAGGACAAUCUGUUGGAGUCUGUCGUUUCAUUGAGACUCGCCGUUGCUCCUUCCGAAAUUCCAGAUACUCUGGUAAGAUUAUCCGCGGAGACGGCUUUUUCCCUGCUUCCGAAUAACAAUCUGGCCAACAAGAAUUGCCUCGGUUUCAACAUAGUACAAUUAUUUUUCGAGCGACUUAGGCUCGGGGUUUCUCGCUUUUUACUAUUUUUACCGAACAGUUGCUCGCGUAAAUUACAAUGCUCGGAUGCGAUAGACGUAUUGUUUAACGUCUCGUCAUUAUUCACGUUAAAAGCAUCGCGAAGCACUGCGUGCAAUUUAUCUGCGAGGAGACAUCGGCCUUGGCCCAAACGGACUCUGCAAAUCGGGCAACGAGACGUCUUCGGUCUGCAAAUAACGCACAGGAUGUGACCGUGGACACAUUGCGAGACUGGAGGCGCAGCACUUUCCAAGCAAAUCGGACAUUCUAAGGCACGAACCUAAAAAAUAUAAAAAACGUGAAUAAUUUUCUUUUUGUUUAAAGUUUAUUAUUCUUUAAUGAAAGAAAGAAGAUCACAUUUUUGUAUAACUGUUUGGAAUUUAACAUUGGAUUAAUCUUCUAGACUAAUAAUUAAUUAUAAUAUUAAUCUCUAACAGAUGAGUAAUCUCAUACAAAUGAGAACAAACGGGGAAAAGUUAA
Nylanderia fulva is the source of this 1851-nucleotide messenger RNA. RefSeq names its product transcription factor p53 (gene p53). Gene Ontology annotation, molecular function: DNA-binding transcription factor activity, RNA polymerase II-specific; RNA polymerase II cis-regulatory region sequence-specific DNA binding. Gene Ontology annotation, cellular component: nucleus. Gene Ontology annotation, biological process: regulation of transcription by RNA polymerase II; apoptotic process. The record is from RefSeq and is a predicted model, not a curated record. NCBI's taxonomy places the organism in Eukaryota, Metazoa, Arthropoda, Insecta, Hymenoptera, Formicidae.